CGUCGCAGAAGCCAAGGCCGGGAGAGCUGCCCAACACGUUGCCCCCGCCCCCAAAAACUACCAAAGAGACUGCCCAGAACCAUGAGCCGCGACGAGCGCUCCAAUUGGGCCAACACCCGGUCCUUCUUCUACGGUGCCGAGGACGCAGCUAAGGAAGCUUACGACGCCAUGGGCCAAGCGAUCCAGGAGGCCGAAGAUGUGGUGGAGGGCGCCUUCGAAGCGCUAGAAGAAAGUAUAGAUCAUGAGAUGCAGGGCUGGCACGAGAAGCUACCCGUACAUCCCUUCAAACCAAUCGCAUCAGAUAUGAACGUUAUCCUAGUGUGCUACGACGCGACGGGUGCGUAUCCUACUCGAAGAGAUUUUCCUUCGCUCAAACAAGCGCGGAAGGCUUUAGAUCGGUUUUUGAAGUAUCAUACCAAUUUAAGAAGACAAGGUCGGGACUCGCCGAACGGUGACGUGUUCUUACUGUAUGAACGAGCGUACGGCUUCGGGGAAGAAGCUUGGAGAUUGAUUGAUAAGAAUGGGGGGCUGGCACCUAGGAUUAGGUUGAAGCUGUGGUGCGAUUUCCGGAAAUUGAAACCGUUGGAGUCGACGUUCCUGUCUCGAUCACUAGCUAAAGUGUGUGGGGCUUUACUUCGGAGUGUUUUAUGGUUGACCAUCCAGAGAAAGCGGGCUUCCGCUCAUACGCCGCCGGACUGGUCUCCCUCGAUCCUAGCUUUGUUGAAUAUCUUACUGGCUGGGGCCUGGCCGUCGCUGCGGUGCGAGGUGAAUAGAGCGGCGGCUAGUGUCACGCCGUUAGUCAACGAGAAGCUCGAGGCCAUGGAGCAAAAACUACUAACGAAGAUCACGGCUCUGUCUAUAGAUGUGGGCGCCGAGGCCCCUACCUUGACUUAUGUUAGAGUAGCCCCAUCACUAGAUGGCUACGCGUUCAUCGACGUCGAUGUUGGUGUGAAGUUUCAAGGGAGAGGGGUAAGGACGCUGUUAGAUGCGGAGGUCGAAGGCGCCGCGGAAAUCACUGGUUCUGUCACGCGAUUUGGCCUGGAGGGUUCAUUACGCCUGAAGCUCGGGCCGUUACGUACCAGUUUCCCCUGUGCGGGACUGUGCCGACUAGGCUUCGCGCGCAAGCCGAAACUCGCCCUGGAGUCGAGUUUUGGAGUCAAGAACCCUCUGAUCCAGCUCCCGUUCGGUUUUUCUCUCAGUGCCGUGGAUAGAUUCGUGGCAAGACUCAUGGAGGACAUCGUCGAGCGGCAGCUCGUCUGGCCCAAAUCUGCGGCUAUACCUAUUUUACAAGCGUUCAUCGGGCCGAGCGGUGCAGUACCAGUGCCACCCAACGACGUUAUAUGUACCCUAGCGUGUGAAGUCAUGUGCUGCAAACAGCUGUGGGCCAACGACCCCUCCGGCAAGUCCGACCCUUAUGUGGUCGUGUCGCUGGGCGGUCAGUCCAAACAAACGGAAACAAUAGAAGAUAGUUUGAAUCCGGACUGGACAGCACACAAGCAGGUCUUCACUUUUGAUGUGCACGAAAGCAGCCAGGAGGUCCACGUGGCGGUCUACGAUAGCGAGGCGGACACGGGCAACGUCUUUUCGGACGCGUUGUUGGGUGUCGCGGCGUUUUCGGCGUCGCAUCUGGCCGACUGCGCGGCGUCCGAAGGCCACGCGCCUUUCGAGGGUAAACCCAUCGAGCUGAAACUGCCUCUGGAUACGUCGGUCUAUGACGGGAAGCUCAAAAGGUACCACCAGGCGCAGUCGCACGAACCGUGUUACGUCGUCGUGAGGGCGGCUCUACACAGAGAUGAAAAAUUGAUGGCGAAGCGUCUUCAGAAACGGUCCGCGGGGCUCUUCUCGUUGAUUAUAGCAUUAACGCUGGCCGUUUUAGUAGGCAAGGGCGUCUCCAGUGUAUUGGUGAUGGACGCGCCGUCCGCUUUAUUGCUUGAGCUCGGCCGCUUCGCUGUCGCGGCGUUUGUCGGCUUCGUCGCGUUCAUGAUUAGUCUGGGGACGCUGGUGUAAUUUACAGAACCGAA
Molecule: messenger RNA, 2021 nt
Organism: Pelagomonas calceolata
Lineage: Eukaryota; Pelagophyceae; Pelagomonadales; Pelagomonadaceae
Source: the annotation of a GenBank genome assembly